CAAUAAAUUGAAUUUUGCAAUUUUUCUUGUCUUCUUACAGAUUGAUAAGCAAAAAACUCAUAUCGACAACAUCAGAAACUUUUGAUUAAGACUUAAAUCCUCAUGGUUUCAUGAACAGCAGUCAGAGAACUCAAUAAUGACAAAAAAUGUGACACUUUUCCUUUGAGAAUAAACAUGGGUAUAACAAUAUUGGCAAGAAUGUUGCUGUUGAUUUCCUCUGUGACUUUAAUAUCACUCUUGGCAUUAUCAAAAUGCGGACUUAGCGGUGCUCUAGACAACAAUGGUAUCGAUGAGGCUAUUUCACAUCCAGUACGGUCGUCUUUGCGUAAUGAAGAGCAACAUACGUUGUUAAUGGAGCAGCGGGAAGAAGAAAAUCAGCAAGAAAUUGCGAAACUUAAAGCUGAGAUUAAAAAUCUUAAAAUAGAGCUGUUUCAACUAAAAAACAAUGCAAUAAUAUCAGACCAGCUGAUGGCACUAAAUACAUCAGCAUCAGUAUCACCUCAACAGCAGCAGCAAUCUGCAUCGUAUCAACUAGAUUGUACAAAUUAUAUUCGUCGACAAGUUGGGAAUGCUGAAAUCCUUCAUGGAAUGUCAAUGAAUAAUGAAUAUGAAUUGGUGCCGUUCAAUCAUUUCACAUUCAGUCGAGUUUAUCCAAUAGAUUUAGGUUUAGGAAAGCGAGUAGUUGAGAAGCCGAUAGGCUAUAAACGAAAAGAUUUACUUGAUGCUCUCAAUCGAGCCUUAGAGUCGUUAAAUAAAAAUGCCACCCUUCCGAAUCAUCGGUACACACUCGAUGAUUUUAUCGAAGGAAUUUAUCGUAAUGAGCCAACAACUGGUACACAAUAUGAACUUUAUUUUCGUACGAAAGAAAUGAAUAAUAAGACAAAUAGUCCAAUACCAUCGUCAUCAUCAUCUCAUCAUAAUGAUCAUGGUACGACAAAAAUUAUUGUUAUGAGACCGUUUGCACCGCUGCAGACCAUACAAAUUGAAAGAUUUCCUAAAACGGCUGAGAAGGAAAUCAUUCACAUCAUUUUACCGCUAUCCGGACGUAUAGCAACAUUUCAAGGAUUUAUGGAUAAAUUUGUAAAAAUUGCUCUAAAAAAUGACCGUCGUGUUCAGUUAACAGUCGUUUAUUUCGGCGAGGAUGGUCUCUCUGAGGCACGACAAAUUAUGAAACGCAUUGUUGCUCAGAAAAGUGCUUAUUCUUCCAAUUUAAAAUUAUUAGCCUUAAAUGAAACGUUUUCUAGAGCAAAAGGACUUCGAGUCGGAGCGGAACAGAUAUGGAAUGAGGAUAAAAGUCGAGGGAAGAAUAAUAAGGACGUUUUACUUUUUAUGUGCGAUGUGGAUAUUGUAUUUAGUGCAAAAUUCCUAGACCGAUGUCGAUGGAAUACUAAGCCAAAUCGUAAAGUUUACUAUCCGGUAGUUUUCAGUCUGUAUAAUCCACACGUAGUUUAUACGCUGCAAGGUAAAGAAAUGCCAUCUGAAACGGAUCAACUUGUAAUCUCGAGAGAUACUGGAUUUUGGCGAGACUUUGGUUACGGUAUGACAUGCCAAUAUCGAUCUGAUUUCCUUAAGGUUCGAGGAUUCGAUGAAGAGAGUGUUGGUUGGGGAUAUGAGGAUGUAAUGUUAUAUCGUAAAUAUGUUAGGUCAAAUAUUAAAGUAAUUCGAGCUACUGAUCCUGGAAUAUUUCACAUUUGGCAUCCGAAGGUCUGUUCCGGUUCACAAAAUGGUCAAAAAAUGUCUGCCGAUCAAUAUCGUGCGUGUAUACGCUCAAGGGCCCUCAAUGAGGCAUCACAUCCACAACUUGGCUUUUUAGCCUUCCACGAUGAAUUAAUGUUAAAUAAUCAGACUGAAAUAAAUCACAAUUCCAAUAAUAAUAUUAAUAUUACUAAUUCUAAUAAUAAUAGCAGUAGUAAUAAUAGUGUUUAUGAGCUAAGAAGUACGAGAAGACAAAUAAACUCGAAUAGACAACAACAUGUAACGACAAAAAGUGCUCGUGCCAAAGUCUCAUCACAAACAACUACAAGGAAAGCCACAUGAUCUUUUGUAAUACAUCAGGAGAGCUUUUGGAAAAUUGAAUUUUAAAUAUAAAUGAAAAUAAUAUCAGAACUGCUCAUGUAUUUCCAAUCAGCAGAUUUUUUUAUAAGCAUGUAUACAUAAAUUAUUAUGUGUAUCCGUUCAUGUUUUUUGAACAUUCGCAAAAAUCUAUACGAUCAUAAACAUAUGCCGCAAAGGAAUUCUCACUACAUAUUAAUCAAAAUGAAGUUUCUCAUGAAUUUAAUAUUGGAUAUACGAAAAUGAAGAUGUUAAAUUUCUUUGAAUGAAUGAGAUGAAAGUGUAGCUUUGAGGGAAUUUGGGUUUACUAAGAAUUAAUGGAUAUUUGUUAUUUAGGUUUCGGAUCAAAUGUUGUCUUUUGUAGUUUAAGGUUAAGUUUGUAUGAAGUCAUACUUUAGCAACCAAUAUGACUUUGAAAAUUCUUCAAUUCACAAAUUCUCGAACUUUUAACUAAGAUCUCGACUGGUUCGACUCCUAGGCACCAAACAUCCCAUCAAUUCCUAGCAAAAUCCAGCAUUUGCAGACACAAAACAUACAAAAACUGAGUGAAAUAUCAUAUACAACUCAAUAUAAGUAAACAUGUUUAAAGGCAACAAAGUAUUGAGGAUAUGUGACAUGAGAGAUUUUUUAUUUCACCACACGAACACACUAAAUUAUGCAUAAACACGUAAGCGAAUGUGAAGAAGAACGUUAUGAAAUAAAAAACUUUUUUUUUUCGAUAUAAUAAAUCAAACUUUUCCAAUUGAAAAGUUUUUCAAUAAAUGAUGAGUGUAUCGAAGACUCUUCGGCAUAUAUUCAUCAUAUAUAAUAUUAUUUUACUUCCUUUCGUAAAUAAAAAAAAGGGACGAAAUGAGAGAAGUUAUUAUGAUGUGUUGACAUCGUAAACAAAAAAGGAAUCGACGAAAAUGGAAAUGAAAAUUUUUCCUGUUUUGUAAAUAGACGAAAAAAUUAAAUUUUUAUCUCUUUCGAGAAAGAGAUCUACAGCUAAGUGAAACCAAAGAUACACAAUAGAAUUUAAUGAUGAUAAAUUUAACUUUUUUAUCGUAAUUCUGUCCUUUUUUCUAUGUAUAUGAAAAUCUACUAAGUUGUUGUCUAAGUUUAUUGUUAAAUCAUUUUUCAAAUAUUUAUCAGCAUAAGGAAUAUUUUUUAUUGUAAAUUAAUAAGAAGCUCAAAAUGAAAAUUUGAUUGUGAUCGAUGAGUAAAUAAAAGUUCAUGCUAGUCUAAUUUUAAUAAGUCAGGAUUGUGGGAACAUUGUUUUGGCUGGAUCAGAUCAUAGCUGUGUUAUUGACCCUAAUCCUUGAGAAAGUCUGAUUUCUAAGAAAUCCAGCAGCCAGAAUUUACAUAAGCUUAACAUAAUUAUCCAGAUAUGGUCAAUAUUUAUCUUAGUCGACUGAAUAAAGACACAUCUGAGCAAUACCAAAGAUUAGAUGGGAUUAGAUAAGAUUAGGUAUGUUUAGAAAAGUCUGGGCUAGUCUACUCAGAUCCAAGAAGGUCCAAACGAACCAAAUUUUAAUCACAGAAAGACUCAAACCUUAUCAUUCCCCAAUGUUAGCAAAGAGAACAGAGUCCGUUACAAACAAAAAAAUUUCAAAAUUUUCGUGCGGUAUUUUUUUAAAAUUUCAAUAUAAAAAGUCCGUUACUUUUUAAUUUUUUUUAAACUAGCUGUUUUUUAAAGCAUAAACAUUUAAGGAAUGCAAUUUCAUCACAGUGAUUAUCUUAAUCAUAAAAACUAGUAGGAAUGUUCACUAAAAUUACAAAUUACUCGAAAAAUAAUAAUUCACAACGAAUUUUUUUAAAAAUAAGAACUUCGAAGAUUCGAUUUUCGACAAAUAAGAACCUUAAAAAUUCGAAGUUCGAAUAAUAAGAACUCAAAAAUUUCUGUUUGCUAGCAUUGGAUCAUUCCCUGACAAACAACACUGAAUCAAAAAAAUAAUCACCUAAUUUAUUACUAGAGAAGUUUCAAUCACACCAGGCAGCGCAGCAUGUUGCUAAACUCUCCUUGAACUGUGAUACUUACUAAGUAUUUAGCAACAUAAUAUUUAUCAAAUAAUUGAAUUCCCCCUCCUUUGCAAAUUUCAUCCCAUUAAAUCGAUAUUUCAAUGACAAAUUGCAAAAUGAGAUAAAACCAUUUUGUAACAAAAUCCGCACCUACUGUUCGCUUUCUUUGGAUGAAAAUUGAGCCUUCUGUGAUAAGAUCUUAAAAUGUAUUUCCAGUCAAUACGGUGAAAGAUUCUUUAUCAUCCCCAUCAGUAAACUUUCUAAAUAUAAAUCUCAAUUUGUGAACGCAGCUUGAGUAUUUUGUUCCCUUUUUUUAAGGAACUGAUAUAAAAUACGUGAGUAAAGUGAGGGGGGAUAAAAGCGUACCGUAAAGUUCUAUAUUUAAAAUUUCAUGAAAAUGACGUUUCAACUUUUUUAAUAUAAAUUCACAUUCGUAAUUGAAACCAAAGGAAGGCCUACAAAAAAAAGUUCAAAGAACCGUGAUCUAAAUCCACAAAAAAACAAAUGUUUUCCACAUUUCUGCUUUACUUUAUUUUUGCAAAAAAAAAAAUAACACAGCCACAGCUAAAUGUUACAAAUAAACCGAAUAUGUGAAUAUAAUUUAAUUCACAUGAAUAAUUUUCUUAAUAUUAUUAAUAAACAGUAGAGAAUCCGUAAAGAUAACCCUUGUGAGGGAUUUUGUGAGAUUUUAAUGGUCAAGGUUGUUGGCUAUGAUUAUGGAUGAUCAGAAUACGUUGAAAUGAUAUUUAGACAGUAAGUAAGAGGAUAGGAUGCAAAAAAACUACGAAGCAACUAGAAUUCCAAGUGUCUUGCCAUAGUUCCGAUAGUUCUAUGCAUAUUAUCCUCUUAAUUACUGUCUAGUUAACAUUUAAAUAUGUCUUGAUCUGGGUGGAAUUUCUCAGUUAAAGCUACACUAAUCCUUUUCAGAGUAUAUCAAAUGUUCCUGUCUAAUCUACUGAAUGUUCCUACAAAAAUCAAAGCGCAAGUAAUAAUGUUAAAAUUAAGACGUUCUUGCCUACAAAAUCUCUCAAAAUUCCUCAAAAGGAAAUAUAACCUAAAAAAAAUCUUUAAUAAUAAGUAGAUUUACCGUAGAUUGUUAAUACAUUAAUCAAAAGAAUAACUGUAAAUAAUUAAAAAAAU
Molecule: messenger RNA, 5190 nt
Organism: Chironomus riparius
Lineage: Eukaryota; Metazoa; Arthropoda; Insecta; Diptera; Chironomidae
Source: the annotation of a GenBank genome assembly